This is a messenger RNA of Gallus gallus (chicken), 7338 nucleotides long. RefSeq names its product RAB43, member RAS oncogene family (gene RAB43). Gene Ontology annotation, molecular function: GTPase activity; GTP binding. Bases 53 to 694 code for a protein of 213 amino acids. NCBI's taxonomy places the organism in Eukaryota, Metazoa, Chordata, Aves, Galliformes, Phasianidae. Gene Ontology annotation, biological process: protein secretion; regulation of exocytosis. The record is from RefSeq and is a predicted model, not a curated record. The transcript has 3 exons.
GGCUCCCCUCGGCGGCGGCGGCGGCGGGCGGAAGGCUGAGGGCGGCAGCGCCAUGCCGGGCCCGGCAGCGCCGGGGCCCGGUCCCGACCCCGAGGAAAGCUACGACUUCCUCUUCAAGCUGGUGCUCAUCGGAGACGCCAGCGUGGGCAAGACCUGCCUCGUACAGCGCUUCAAAACCGGGGCCUUCGCAGAGCGCCAGGGCAGCACCAUCGGCGUGGACUUCACCAUGAAGAGCCUGGAGAUCCAGGGCAAGCGGGUGAAGAUCUGGGACACAGCUGGCCAGGAGAGAUUCCGAACUAUCACACAGAGUUAUUACCGCAGCGCCAAUGGAGCAAUCCUAGCCUAUGAUAUCAGCAAGAGAGGCUCUUUCCUGUCCAUUCCUCGCUGGAUCGAGGAUGUGAGAAAGUAUGCUGGUUCCAACAUAGUACAGUUACUGAUUGGAAACAAGUCUGACCUAAGUGACCUUCGCGAGGUUCAGCUGGAAGAAGCUCAGAGUCUGGCUGAACGCUAUGAUAAUAUCAUCUGUGCCAUAGAGACCUCUGCAAAAGACUCCAGCAACGUGGAGGAGGCUUUUGUGAAGAUGGCUACAGAGCUCAUGAUGAGGCAUGGAGGCCCUAUGUUCAGUGAGAAGAAUACUGAUAGCAUCAAGCUUGACAGCAAAGACGUUGUAGAAGGCUGGGGGUGUGGUUGCUGAUAUGAGCUAGGUGAAAUCCGACUUUACUGGAAUUUAGAUGGUGCUUUACCCUUAAUGCUGAGUAGCACAGUAGCCAUAUUCUCCUCCUUCUGUGAAACCAGCCGUUUUGUAGAAGUUAGUUAGACACUAUCCUGGUUGCUUUGGUGUCUUUCUUUUUUUUUUUUUUUAAAUAAGGGGACUUCUGAGAGGUAGUCCUAAAAGUUAGGCCCUUUGAAAGAGCUUAAUCAGCAUUUUUCCCUGCCAUUUCCUUUUCUGUAACCAUCAUGCCAGGUACGAAAGUGGGAAAAAAACUUUGAACCGGUGAUGCAGGGUAGGAGACAGAUGGCUGGAAAAGACUGCCUCACAUCCAAAGUACUGAAGCACUUAGCAUGGGAUUGUUGGCAAAGAAGGUUACUUCUAGAAUAGGCACGCUUGACAGCGUCUCUUCAAAUCCUCAGUGCUCCACCAAUGACCAGAAAGCCUACAAGUGACAGGGAGUGUCUUUGAUAAAGGUAUUUCAGUUUUCAAAAUACCCAUAAUUAUAGGACCAAAUAGCAGUCAUCUGUCCAAGAGCAUGUGGAUUGCUAGCUAGUAAUGGAACAGGCCCAGGAAGGGCAGCCUUCUCUCAGGUUGGUUUUUUUUUUUCAUUUUCUUAAGUUAUCAUUUUAACAGAUAGCAAAAUCACCCUGAGCGAUAUCACACGACUUGCUGUCGGGCAGGGUCGGACCAGUUUAGUCAUUUUAAAUGUAGAAUUGAGAAGAGGGUAAAUCUAUUGCAUUUGUUACUGUUUGCAGUGAUAGCUCCCUUUUUCAAGCGAGCAUCAUGGACUUUUUGCCCUCAGGUCUGUUAAUUUCAUUUCAAGCUCAAGACCUGAACCACUGGAAACAGGAACUGGAGAAACCUUGAACUGACUGGUAGCCAUGAUCCCUUGCCAUGUGCCUCACGGUCAUAUACAGGGUUAAUUCUGGUCAUACAUUUGACAUAACGUUACCAGAGUGUUUAUUGUUUAAGUGGUAUAAGUAGGAUUCCGUUGAUUUUUAACCAUCUUUUUUAAAUAUAAUCUGGGCAUGUAAUUAGAAAGAAGACUUCACAGUAGCUGAGAACUGCAUGCAUUGCAGCUUUUUGGUUUUAAGAGUCUAGCAUCUUCAUGAGGGAUUGCCUCCCACCUUUGUACUCCUCUGCUUCUCUCUCCCUGUCACUAAUUGCUAUUUAUUUCUUAAAAACAAUUAGCAGGGAAAAUCUUUUACUGUUGAUCAAAACUCAUGUUAUUAAGUAAAAUAGAUUUCAUAAUCAUAUAGUUGUCUUUCAGAUUCAGCUCUGUACUGCAUGUUGUAGAUACAGUUGAAGUACUGAUGGCAGCAGUCCUCCCUGGAUUUACACGCUGAAGCACCUUACAAACUCAGAUUAGGAAAAGGAGCAGAAGCAGGCUUAUCUUUAAAUCUGCGCUUAAAACAAAGGUGUUCAGAAGCGACAAGUGAUUUUUCCAAUCCAGAUACUUUAAAGUAGCUCAUUUACAGAAAGCACCCACAUGAAGUGAAGUCACUUUGACCCUUUUGAAAAUCUUGCAUCAAAAAAGACCAGGUGGAUUGGUUUGCUACCAGGUCUACACCUGUUUUAGCCAUUCAGCAUAUCCGGUAUCAUGAAAGUCUGGAAGACUGAAGAAAGGGCUAAUAGAUCCUAAUUUCAGUGCUAUUCAUCUUCAUACAGAAAAUAUUAAAUCAUUCCUUGGUCUUUCUGUUUGUGGUUUUUUUUGUUUUGUUUUGUUUUAAAGUAUGAGGUAGGAUUAUUGAAGAAUUGCUAAGGCUUUGUAUCCUGUUUGCUUCUAAUCUAAGGGACUAGAUUUCAAGUUUUAUAGUUCUAAGACUGAAAGGGCUUUACAUUUUUCAGUUAGCAUUGUUUUCACAACUGUAAUGUUUUAUAUGGAAGGGCGGAUUAAGCCACAGUAUUCAGUAGCAUUUUGGGGACAUACCCAGUAGCAUUUCCAGGACAUAUCCAGCUCUCCUACAUCCACAGAUAGCAGGCAGUGAGUUCCCAGUGGUAGCUAAACACCAAAAAUUAGAAUUGUCCAAAGUCUGCCUUUGUUAUUAGAAAUCUUGCAUUCCACUCCCAGGAAAAUCUAUGAAGACAGUCCAAGCUAAAAUUCAGUCCUGAUUACUGUUUUUCCUCCUGGUUAGAUGGUCCUUAAGCUACAGAAUACUGGCAAGCAUUGCACUUGUCAUGACUUCUUAUAGUUUACAGUUACAUGCCUGCAGGUCUGCAUGCAUGCACAUGGACCCUCAGAUAAGCUCAGCCUCCAGUAUCUGCAGGAUUAGUGCCAAAUUAUUUAAUCCAUGUGGAUAAGGUUUCAUGUGCAUUUAAGGACAGUAUUGCUACUACUCAAAAGCAGUAGUUUACACAGUAACUCAACUUAAAACUGGAACAAGACACAAAAGUAACACAGAUCUUCCAGCGCAGUGAAUUUUUUUUUUUUAAACAGUAAAUGGAGAAAUCCAUUUCCUUAAAUUUCAGUCCCAUCUAGUAAAUGAGUAGCCAUAGACCAAGGAGCUGACCUUUCCUUAGUAUGAGCUCCCAUUUCUCUCUUACGCUAUGGUUGAAGGUUGUGACUCUGCCUGCAGGUUGAGUUUGUCUCAGUCAGAAAACAUGAGAUACAGUCAGUGAUUUGUUCACUGCAUCUUCCAGUGAUGACCCUCACUGGUUCAGGUUUGUUUUUUGUAAAAAGAUGGAGACUUUGGCUUCAGGUCAGCUUUGUCCUCUAACUCUAAAGGCUGCCUGGAUGAAGAGAGCGAGUAGCAAUAAACCUGAGAUUUACAGGUAAAAAAAAAUGGUUUCAACUCUCAGGUUACAAAUGUGCACUGAUGUACAUCAAGUGAAUAAUUCAGUAGCACAUGAUUAGAGUUCACAGCGUAAACUUUUGCCAAGAGCCCUGUUUACUGGCAGCUGAUCAUUAACAAGACUAUGGUGCAGUAACUGCCUUUAAGCAGAUCUCCUUGGCUGACCAUGUAUUUAUCAUUUGGUUUUGGCAGUGCCCAAAGUGUGCAAAAUAUUACAUAAGCGCAGAAGGGAACAUUGAUCCCUGCCCUAUAACAAUUAAGAAUGGAAUGCAGAGGCAAAUACUGAACUGAAGUCAUCAGCAGAAUGUGGUUCCCAGCAGCGUGGGCAGUGUUACUCUGUACUGAUUUUUGAUUUAAGCUAAUUUUAUAUCCAGUCCAUCAUUGUGGAUGGAAAUUUUGACAAAUAUUUAUAAUUACGUAAACAUUGUAACAAAUAAAUGUAAACCUAGAACCCUGCUAAUAUUUGUUUUGCAAAACAAAUCAUAUAUAUAAAUUAAAACAUUUGAGAACAGAAGAAAAGUCCUGAUGAUUUUACCAUUCUCAGUGUAGUGUGCACUCAAAGUGCAGGUGACUGUAUGAGGGAGUAGCAAAGCCAGAUGAAGCUCUCUUCACACUGCAUAGAUUUCUUAGAGCUUCAUGAAAGCUGGGGCUCUUACUCAGUUUUCUUCUUUGACUUCAGAGGAAACCAGAUUUAUAUGAAGAACAGAUUGUCGCAUGUAUUUUAAAUGCAUUACUGCAGUAAACUUUUACAUUCUGCAUGCAUCUGAGCAGUAGUACGCUCAACACUAAAGCCUUUCCCCAGUGCUUCCCUGGCAUAUAUUAUUCCACUGAGAUUUACACCUCCAUCACUUAAUCUCAUAGCCAGUCAGCAUCCAGUUUACCCUUCGAAUGCCUUCUCAUGUCAGUCCUGAGGGAACUGGGAGCUCUUCUCAGAUUUGAUAGUUCUUUUUCUCCCUAGAGGAAGAGAUUUAAAGAUCUGGGAAAUAGUAUCUUAUUUUCUCAGUUUUAAUGUUGUAGUGCUGACCAUCCCACUGAGACUUUGGUCUGAAAACAAGCCUUCUGCAUACAUUAGUUUUUGCUGGGCAGGUCAUGUUAGUUUUCUUUCAACUCUACUGAACAUAGUCAUAGAACUAUUCAAAGCAGCAAAAAUCUCAGAUGCAAGCACUUAUACGCAGUCCCCACCAUGCACUUUAGGAAAAAAAGAGCUAUUCUGUAACAAGACAUUCCCAGCACCUGUUUAGCCCUCUGUACCCCUUUUUAUCAUUUCAUUUUAGUCUGAAGAACAGAAGAGCUUUUUCUUUUUUUUAAAUUUCCUUUGUUUUUACUGUCUCUUUUCAACAAGGGUUUGUCACCCUAAUACUGAUAAUGGCACCCUGAUUACCUGUAUACCUUUAGGUGUGACUGAAGGCAGACUGUGUCAACAGUUGCUUAAUUUUGACAUACUGAUUUGUAUGACGCCACUGGAAAACAAGUAAACAGUCAGUUCCCAAGAAUGAGAAAAGUAAAGCCUACGCCUGAGUUAGCCAAGAAGAAUUUUCUACUUUAUCUCAUCAAACCUGGGCAGUUUAGUCAAUGAUUACUCAGUUUAAAGCAAGUAAUUUCCUUCCCGUAGUUAAAGCAAUACACUGUAGUUACAGGUUUUCCUGCUUGACUUUUGGUGGCUGUCUACCUCCAGCAAAGGUGGAAUGCUGAGCUGUAGCGAAGUGUACACAACAGAGUAGCUUAACGUAAAAGUACAUCACCUUUCUGCAGGGGUGUCCUCUGAGAAUGGUGGGGGAUCAGAUACAACAUCAUUGCAAUCAAUAAAAGAAAACAAUGGAGGCUCUUUUAUCAUUAAAAAGUUACUUUGUAUGUUUCUUUUGCAAGAUAAUUUUAGAUAUUUUUCCAAAGUGAUUACUGAACUGAGCUGCUGAUACUGAUUUCUAUUCUCUCAACCUCAAAUAUACAAAAAAAAAUCUCAUCACAGAUCUCUGAAGGGGCACAGUGGGACUGUAACCCACAGGUUUUCUGCACAUGCAUAAUUACCCGUCUCCCACCUCUGUGACAGAGACUUAAGAUCUGUAACGUGUAUAUAAUACUGUACUCUGAAAAAAAAAGUUAAGUCUAGCUUUGCUCUCAUUCAGCUGAUGAGGUGGAGUAAGCAGGGUUAGGCAUCUGGUAGGUACAGCAGCUUCCUAAAGCUGCUUCUAUCUAAGCCGCUUCCAUCUAAAGCUUGCUUAACCAUGCAAACUUGGGUAUUCCAGCUGAAUUACCACAAGUGAAAUAUCUUUCUAAAAUUACUCAUAAACCAAAAUACUAUCCUGCAUUUACAUUUUUGAUGUUUAAAUUCUGGAUUAAGAUACUGGGAACCACAGUUCCCCUACUAAGUUUAUUCUUACUCAAACUACAGCACAGUUGGCUACACUGUAGGAGGUUCAGUCUUAAGCCCCCCACACUCACCAAGACAUCUUAAAGGACACAUUGUUGAAAUGUAAUAGCUAGCUGAAGGGAUCCAAGUUUUUGUAGGUUUUGACUUCGAUAAAGUACUUUACAUAUGACCAACAUUGGAGCAAGCUAGCAGUUGUGAUUUCUAAUCAUUCAAUCCAUCAAGAUAUAUACACGUAUCUUUCUGCAGACAGAAACAGGAAAACGUUAAAUGGAAGACCGUUUCCUUAGAAAUUGCCUUUUUAGAGCAUCCAACCAUUUUGGCUAUCUAAACUAUUCCAUAUGAAAACAAAGGUAUGAAAGAUUGUCCUUUAAAUGUGGCAUGCCAACUUGCCUUGACAAUUGGAAGCUAUCUAUAAGAGUUAAGAGCUGAAUUUUCAGCAAUUACUGCUGUAAAAUAGCACAAGAGUUGUGUGGAACUAGAUUCUCAGUACACUCAUGCAAAAGGCAGAGCAUACUCAUUCUUUUUCAUGUUAAUUCCCUAUUUCAAUGCCAUGCAUAAAUAAGGUUUUUCCCCUUUGUAAGUGGUAUAAAAAUAGACCAUUCUAGGUAUGAAAAGUGUUUUGGUACUUAAGAAAACUCUAUGUGUGUUUUCUUGAGAGAGUGAUGUACCGAUGAGUAACUGCUGAAACAGCUUGGUGGUGUAAUAGAAGGGAUUCAGUCUGUGGAGUUAAGUUUUGAAACAGUGCUAUGUGAGCAUACCGUUUCAAAACCUGGGAAGCCAAUGCAUGAGGUCAGACACUGCUCCUCUUCCCAGAUAUAGCAUAGAUACAGGCAUACCGAGCAGAAGGUGAACUUAGUUAUUUGUAACUGUUUUAAGAUUUUAUGUUGUCUUUGUGGAGAGAUGCUAAGAUUUUUGAUGGUCAGAUGCUCAACCAACUUUUCCCUCUUUUGUGCCUCGCUCACUGAUACGUGACAGCUGUAACACUCAGUCUCCUGAGGAUGCACAGCUCUAGAACUGUCGAGUCUCAAGUGAGUCUGGCUCACGCACCUGCCGGGGAGAAAAUACAAAUCUCUAAUUCAUAUUGAAUUCAUUCACUGCAUUCCAAAAUGAUUUGAAGGGUUUAGAGGAUAACAGUGUUAAGAAUAUUCUGCAUUUUCUAGGACAAAUCUGUCGCUGUUUUUCCAAGGUUUCUUCGAGAGAUGCAGGCUGUAUGUUUGUAAUCAUCACUAGCUACUUCUCCUAUUACAAUACUGACUAGGUCAUUUGGAAUACGAGGAGACAAGGGAGCAAGCUUGCAUACUAUAGUAAUUUUUUUAUACUUUACCUUCAUCUAUUUAUGAAUUUAUUAUGAAGAAUAUUUUUAAGCAGAUACGAAACCUGCUUUCUGUUGUGAAUUGUAGUCUAGUAGAUACAUUGUACUGUGUAUCAUUAAAAAGAUUUAAUUAAAGUAAACAUUUGGCAAUUAA